This is a messenger RNA of Gadus chalcogrammus (walleye pollock), 1102 nucleotides long. RefSeq names its product transmembrane protein 238-like. The record is from RefSeq and is a predicted model, not a curated record. The transcript has 2 exons. Lineage: Eukaryota; Metazoa; Chordata; Actinopteri; Gadiformes; Gadidae. The coding region runs from base 138 to 689 and encodes 183 amino acids.
ACAGGUGUGUCCGCGGUAGGUUGGUCAGUAUAGGUAAGUUCGUUCAGGUGAAGAAAUGUGCGUCCUGGUGGAAACACCAUUUGUGUUCCCCCGCGGCGCCGCUACUUGAGCUCAUGUGAACCAGCCUCAGCUCGGGCAUGGCGCACAAGUUCGUGGGCAAAUGCGUGCCGCUGUUCGUUCUCGCCGUGGUGUUCGACGUGCUGGGUCUGAUCGUGCUCCUGGUCGGCGUGUUCGGGAACCUCAACCUGGACGGAUUGUUUUACGGGGAUUUCCUCAUCUACACCGGCUCCCUCAUUAUCUUCGUCAGUCUGUUUUUGUGGAUCAUGUGGUACACUGGCAACGUUUCGGUGUACCCCUCCGUCGACCGGGGCUCCCUGGAUGUGGAACUGAUGCACUGGGCCAGGAAGGUGUCUCAGAAGCUCACGUUGGAAUCGGCCGAGACGAAGAAGAAGAAGAAGAUGAAGAACGGGGAGUCUGGGGUGAAGGGGACGGCACCGCCGGGGGUGCUCAACACGGUGACCCGGAUCUCCUGGGACAACAGCACGCUGUCCCAGGGCCAGCACAACAAAGGGUUCGAGGCGUAUCCUGAGCACAUGCCCUCCGAGAAAACGCUGGAGAUGGGCAUCUUCCAAAGCCCUGACGUGUCUUCACAUACGGCUGUUGGUGGGGAUGCCUUCGGGUUCGUCUGAACAGAUGGGGCUGGUCUGGACCUGAGGGACAAGGACAGACCCCAUGUGGCUAUCCCCACACAUCCGGUAUUCCAGAUGGAAAACCUUUUACCCAUGACACUUUAUCACACGACUUGUAUUUCAUUCAGGGAGCAGCCCUUCGCUAAUUGUAAACCACUGGGCUGUGCACAGAGGGGGGGGAAAUGAAAGCUCAUUCUAUUUUUUGUGUAAUGUAUGUACAUAGUCAAUUUCUAUAUUUUUCAUACACUGACUCUUUUGCUUUGAAUAAAAGCUUUCUUAUAAAAAUUGAAAAGGAUACUUUUAGGGUAGGCAGUGACUAAUAUUGUCUGCCUCCUUUUUUUGCGUAAUGUUUGUAAAUAGUAAAUUUCUAUAUUUUUUUUAUGCACUUAUUGCUUUGAAUAAAAGCUUUCAUA